GUGACGUACACGUCAAAGAAUCGAAGAUGGCGGCGCUGUACAGCAUCAUUUAUUGAGAGCCAAUGACUUCUGUCAGAGAUACAAAUUCAGUCUUGAAAACUGUAUAAGAAAUUGAUCCAGAAGAGACAUGUCUCCAGAAGCGGCUCGCUGUUUACAAACAGUGGCUCCGCUGUUUUCUCCAUCCGUUUUCAUGAGACUGUUGCCCGCACAUGGAGGAGCCCGUCGCCUGCAGACACGAAGACACUUCGCUGUAAGUCAGUGUCUGGCAGCUAAAGUUCCCCCUGCUCGUAGUCGCAUGGAGCGAGUGGAGAUCCCCGGACUAGAGAAGGUCACCUACGGGGAAAGGAUGCACUAUGUGCCGGGGCUGGCUAAGCCUGUUUACCCGAGGUGGGAGAGGGACUACAAGGACCCGCGACGUUACAGGUCUCCCCCAGCUCACGAGAUGCCGCUGUACAAAGAGAAGCCGUGCUAUGUGUUCCACCAAGGGACCAGCGCACUGGAAGGUGUGCGCCAGGCUCUGUUGUUGACCAAAACAAAGCUGAUCUCCGGUCUGCCCACUCAGAUCCUCUCAUUGGCUGAGAGUCAUGCCAAUCAGAUACCAGAUCAGGAUGAGCGUGUGCAGAAUGCAAUCAAACAUGCCCGCUUCUGGGAUACAACAGAGGAACGACCAGACAAAGAGAAAUACAGCAACACUUUGCUCCGCAACCUGCUUCACCUGUGUGCGACUCUACAGUGCAGUCACCCCGCGGUUGGAAGGAGGAUCCUUACUGAGAAAUACUCAUUGGUAGCUACAUGGAGAAGAGGUGAGGACCUAUUGCAGGUUAGGGGUCAGAAUGGUUUACUACUUCACUGCAUGGAUCCUCUCCCAGUGGUUUCUGGGAAACAGGAAGUUGCAGACACAGCGGAUCAUGUCCUGGAAACCUUCUAUCCGGUAUCCCCUACCAUCGACCUGCACCAAGUACAUGUGUACAAGGAGGGGGAGAGCUGCUCAGGUUUCAGGGACAACUGUCCUUACCCUCAUGCCCACACUAUUUACUUUAUGGAUACAGUUGAGGCUCGCUAUAAGUUCCAGCCAGAACAGCUCAGAGCCAAGAUGGUCAUGUUCGCAUUUGGAAACGCUCUGGUCCGAGCACACAAACUGUAUGGGUCCCAGCCCCGGUGUGUGUUAGAUUGUCCUAUAACAGUACAGGCAGUGGGGACCAAUGGCAGAAUCUUCCAAUUUCUGGUUUUCCAGCUCAACACCACAGAUUUCUCAGGAGACGAUGGCAUCAAGAACCAAGUGUGGCUGGAUGAAGACAUCGAGCUCUAUGAUUUUGCAAAGGUCCGACCGCUGAUCAAGAAGAAGCAAGUCAAAGUACCAGCUGGUCUGGCAGGCUACAAGCCUGAAACCUUCAGCAAGUUCCUGGCCCUGUAUCUGCACGGAGCUGCAUAGGACUGCUUACUUCAGACGUGUGUGUGUGUGUGUGUGUGUGUGUGUGUGUGUGUGUGUGUGUGUGUGUGUGUGCGUGUGUGUGUAUGUGUGGAUGGACACACUGAUCUGUGAGUUACCACUAAAGUAUGUGUUUGUCCGGGGCCUGAACCAGUGUGUUACUAAGAAACUCCUCCUUUGCUUUGAAGCAGUCAGAAGCCUGGUUCACAGCGUGUUGGCUUUGUGGACAGUAACUAGCUACAGGUCCUCAUUGUCCCACUGAUUUCAGACCAAUGCAGUCAAUAAAAUCUGUCAUUCUUAAUAUGUA
Messenger RNA from Monopterus albus (swamp eel), 1736 nucleotides. RefSeq names its product mitochondrial ribosomal protein L37 (gene mrpl37). The record is from RefSeq and is a predicted model, not a curated record. Lineage: Eukaryota; Metazoa; Chordata; Actinopteri; Synbranchiformes; Synbranchidae. Gene Ontology annotation, cellular component: mitochondrion. The coding region runs from base 128 to 1432 and encodes 434 amino acids. The transcript is spliced from 8 exons.